Molecule: messenger RNA, 620 nt
Organism: Eptesicus fuscus (big brown bat)
Lineage: Eukaryota; Metazoa; Chordata; Mammalia; Chiroptera; Vespertilionidae
Gene: RPS24
Product: ribosomal protein S24
Exons: 7
Coding region: 88-483 (131 amino acids)
Biological process (GO): translation
Cellular component (GO): ribosome
Molecular function (GO): structural constituent of ribosome
Source: RefSeq, a predicted model, not a curated record
CGGGGUCCUUCCGUACGCGUUGAUAUGAUUGGCCAAGGAAGAGUGGCUCUCUUUUCCUCCCUGGCUGCUUGAAGCUAAACCUUCAUCAUGAAUGACACGGUAACCAUCCGGACCAGGAAGUUCAUGACCAACAGACUACUUCAGCGGAAGCAAAUGGUCAUUGAUGUCCUUCACCCUGGGAAGGCAACAGUACCCAAGACAGAAAUUCGGGAAAAACUAGCCAAGAUGUAUAAGACCACCCCUGAUGUCAUCUUUGUGUUUGGAUUCAGAACCCACUUCGGUGGUGGCAAGACCACUGGUUUUGGCAUGAUUUAUGACUCCUUGGAUUACGCAAAGAAAAAUGAACCCAAACACAGACUUGCAAGACAUGGCCUAUAUGAGAAGAAGAAGACCUCAAGAAAACAGAGAAAGGAACGCAAGAACAGGAUGAAGAAAGUCAGGGGGACUGCAAAGGCCAAUGUUGGUGCUGGCAAAAAGAAAUGAAGUGUCUGGCAGUGAGCUGGAGAUUGAACAACAGAAGGAGUAAAGAUUCUUCGGUGACUUUAUCUCUGAUGGUUGUGCAGAUUUUUCGUUGUGCAGAUUUUUCGUGAGAGAAUUAAUAAAAUAUAAACUUUUAUGUG